CCUCCGUCGAUUCACAAAACAGGAAUCGACGUUUCCGUGCUCGGUGCCGCCGUUUCCGUGCGACACGAAUCGUCGCUACCCCUUGCCGCUAUCGAUUCACAAACACAAACUCCGUUUGCUCGGUGCCGCCGUCGAUUCAGCUUAAAGGGUCUUACCACAAUCCUUGUGCGUACAAUUCAUCGGAAUUUCACCAAAGGAAUGUCUUGAAUUUGGGACAUUUAUGCUCUGAUGCAUCGACGCCUUGCUGUGUUUGGUCGUCAAGUUCUCACAACUUCAUCGCUUUUUACACCAACCACCAAAUCUUUAUUAUUUAGUCAAUCGAGUGCUUGGAACUGCAGGGUUAAUGCAUUGGCUGUAUUUCGAGUGUUUAUGUUCACUUCGACGCAUCGUAGGGGGGUUUUGGACCCUGAUGACCCGUCCACAUUGAUGAAGGAGGAUGGAGUUUCAGUUUGUUCGCACAUGUGGAUUGAAAAUUUUCGAGAACCUGAUAAGACUGUGACCAACGUGUCCACUUAUUUACGUAGAUUUGAAUUGUGGGUUUUGGCAUACCAGAAGGUUUCUGCUGAUGAGACGGGUGCUUAUAUGCCCCGAAGUGCAAUACAGAGGUCAGCUCUAGAAGACUUGUUAGCCCUUCGAAAUGCAGUACUUGACAAUCGUUUUAAGUGGGGAGCUAGGUUAGAGUUCUUUAUUAAGUCUCCAAGGGAUAAGACAGAGUAUGAAUCAUUGUCAAAGAGGAAAAUUAAGGCCAUUUUGACUACUACACAACCAGCACCAUUUCAAGAUCGGAUUGUUCAGGAGGUUUUAUUUAUGAUUUUAGAGCCAAUUUAUGAGGCUCGAUUUUCACAGAAAUCAUUUGCAUUUAGACCAGGUAGGAAUGCCCACACAGUUUUGAGGGUAAUUAGGAGGAGUUUCGCUGGUUAUUUAUGGUACAUAAAGGGAGAUUUGAGUACUAUCUUAGAUGGUAUGAAAGUAGGAAUGGUCAUAGGUGCCCUCACAAGGGAUCUUAGGGAUAAGAAAGUGGUUGAUUUGAUAAAAGCGGCAUUGGUUACACCUGUGAUCACCACUCCGCCUGGUGAAGGUGAGAAGAAGAAAAAGAAGAAGAGGAAGUACCAAAAGAAGAGGGUGUUAGCUGAAGAUGAACCAAAGCCUGACCCAUAUUGGUUAGAUACCUUUUUUGGUUUUGCGCCUGAGGAGGCUGAGAAGGUUCCUUCUUGGGGGCAUUGUGGAAUUCUUAGUCCCCUUCUAGCUAAUGUAUGUCUUGAUGAGUUGGACCAUUGGAUGGAGGACAAAAUAAAGGAAUUCUAUCGUCCUUCAAAAAGCGAUGUCAUAUGGAAUGAACCGGAUGGGGAAGUGGAACAAGGAAAUACAUCUUGGCCAGAAUUUGUUCCAACAAGUGGGCCAGAUAGGACCCGAAAGAUUGAUUAUAUCCGUUAUGGGGGUCAUAUUCUGAUUGGAGUUAGGGGACCCAGGGCAGAUGCAGCAACUUUGAGAAAGCAGUUAAUUGAAUUCUGCGAUCAGAAAUAUCUCUUGAAGAUUGACAAUGAGAGCCUCCCUAUUGAACAUAUAACCAAGGGCAUAUUGUUUCUUGAUCAUGUACUUUGUCGUCGAGUUGUGUAUCCAACACUUCGGUACACUGCAACUGGUGGAAAGAUAAUUAGUGAGAAGGGUGUGGGCACACUCCUGUCAGUUACAGCAAGCUUGAAACAGUGCAUAAAACAAUUUAGGAAGUUGAGUUUUCUCAAGGGGGAUAGGGAUCCAGAUCCACAGCCUUGUUUUAGAAUGUUUCACGCCACUCAAGCACACACAAAUGCACAGAUGAACAAGUUAUUGUCUACAAUGGUUGAAUGGUAUAGAUAUUCUGACAAUCGGAAGAAGGUAGUAAAUUUUUGUUCUUACAUCAUAAGGGGUUCACUCGCUAAGCUCUAUGCUGCAAAAUACAAGCUCCGAUCUCGAGCAAAGGUAUACAAGAUUGGUGCACGGAAUCUUUCACGUCCUUUAAAGGAGAAAAAGGGUCAGUCACCACAGUACCAUAAUUUGCUCAGGAUGGGUCUUGUUGAGUCAAUUGAUGGGCUUAUGUAUACUCGAAUGUCUUUGGUUCCGGAGACUGAUUACACACCAUUCCCCACUGGCUGGAGGCCUGAUCAUGAGAAAGCAUUGCUUGAAUAUAUAAGUCUGGAUGACUCCAAAACCCUAGAGGAGCAGCGAAGUUCCCUGAGAGAACAAGGUCUGUUUUCACCUCAGGAUUACAUCUCAAUGCUUGUAUGGAAUUACAAACGGAAUGCUAUUGUCAUUGAUCAGCUGCCCACAUCAGUGACGAGUGGCAAUAACAUAGAAAAUGGAAAGCAAUUGUUAUUGGGAUCAAAUGAUGGAAGCAAUGAAAGAAUAACUAGAGAUGAUGAAGUUGGGGAAGAAAGAUGUCACGCUGCAUUAGCUGUACUUUGAGAGUGAUUUUUUUCUUCUGUUUUUACCAUGUAAUUGGUUCUCCCAACUAGUUAUGAGAAAACCAGUCCAAUGACUUCACUUCUGCAGUGUUUUGUUAAUCCAAUUCAGAAUUAAGAAAAUAUAGAGUAGCUUGUGAUCCUUUUGUACUAUUUUAUAAUAUUGUUGCAUUAGCUGUCAUUCAUUUCUGGUACUUUCGAUGGUUGGUCAUUUGUUAGUAGAUGUCCAAAUGAAAACAGCAGUGACUUAUUGUUA
Molecule: messenger RNA, 2694 nt
Organism: Diospyros lotus (date-plum)
Lineage: Eukaryota; Viridiplantae; Streptophyta; Magnoliopsida; Ericales; Ebenaceae
Product: nuclear intron maturase 2, mitochondrial
Exons: 2
Coding region: 229-2442 (737 amino acids)
Biological process (GO): mRNA processing
Source: RefSeq, a predicted model, not a curated record